GCCAACUCACACUACACGAGUUUGGUAGCCAGCCCCGCGAAAGAAUUCACGAAAAAGCCGGUCAUAUAAAUAAGUUGGAGAAUUGAAACUCGUUUUCAGUCCUCAGAGUACAGUGCACUGGGAAAGAACACAUUCCUCUUCCAUCCAACCGAAAUCUCCAGCAUUCUGGGCACAUUGAAUCAACUUUGGAAGUCCUAAAUAUUUGAUCAACUCAUCAAUCUAAACAUGGAUUUGUACUACCUUCCGGGAUCUGCCCCCUGCCGCAGCGUUCUCCUGUGUGGAAAAGCUCUUGGCCUUGAUUUUAAUCUCAAAACUCUCGAUUUAAUGGCUGGAGAGCACUUGAAACCGGAAUUCCUAAAGAUCAACUACCAACACUGCAUACCUACUCUUGUGGAUAAUGGCUUUGCACUGUGGGAAUCUCGUGCUAUCCUCGCCUAUUUGGUGGAGAAAUACGGAAAGGAUGAUUCGCUGUACCCGAAGGAUCCCCAGAAGAGAUAUUUUGUGAAUCAGAAACUCUACUUCGACAUGGGAACACUCUACCAGCGCUUUGCGGAUUACUACUAUCCUGUGCUUUUUGCAAAGGCUCCAUACAAUCCAGAGGCAUACAAAAAGAUGGAAGAGGCUGUUGGUUUCCUCAAUACGGCUCUCGAGGGAAAAACUUAUGCUGCUGGAGAUAAUCUUACUAUUGCUGAUCUUGCGCUGGUCGCUACCAUUUCAACCUAUGAUGGCUUCAAAUUUGAUUUCUCGAAGUAUCCCAAUGUGGCUAAAUGGUAUGAGACGUGCAAGAAGAUUCCAGGCUAUGAGGUGAAUCAAAAGGGUGUUGAUGAGUUUGUGGAGAAAUUUGGACCACUGCUUCCCAAGUUAGUCAAGAUGACUAUUGAUUUUUACUAUUCCGCGCUCUCUGCACCCUGUCGGAGCAUCCUUCUUCUUGCCAAAACCCUUGGAAUUGAAUUAAAUCUCAAGCCAAUGGACUUGAUGGCUGGUGAUCAGUUGACACCAGAAUUUAUAAAGCUAAACUAUCAGCAUACAAUUCCAACUCUCGUGGACAAUGGUUUUUCAAUUUGGGAAUCACGUGCCAUCCUCGCUUAUUUGGCGGAAAAGUACGGAAAGAAUGACUCGCUCUAUCCGAAGGAUCCUGAGAAGAAAGCCCGCGUGAACCAAAAGCUCUACUUCGAUAUGGGGGUGCUCUACCAACGCUUUGGUGACUACUACUACAAACCAAUCCAAACAAAGACUCCGUAUGAUCCUGCUGCUUACAAGAAAAUGGAAGAGGCUGUCGGUUUCCUCAAUACAGGCCUCGAGGGCCAAAAGUAUAUUGUUGGUGACACACUGACCGUUGCAGAUUUCGCAAUCAUUGCAACGAUCUCAACUUACGAUGUUCUCAAAUUUGAUUUUACACCCUACCCCAAUGUUGUUCAAUGGUAUGAGAGGUGCAAGAAGACCAUGCCAGGAUAUGAGAUUAAUCAAAAAGGUGCAGAUGAGUUUCUUGAGAAAAUCGGUCCUAUGCUACCAAAAUAAGUUGAAUUUUUAAUUGUUUUGGUAUUUCAAUGAAAACAUAAAAAUUGUUCACUCAAAAAAAAUUCUUUUAAUACAUGCAUUCGAAAAAAUUAAAA
Molecule: messenger RNA, 1613 nt
Organism: Lutzomyia longipalpis
Lineage: Eukaryota; Metazoa; Arthropoda; Insecta; Diptera; Psychodidae
Exons: 7
Coding region: 226-1518 (430 amino acids)
Biological process (GO): glutathione metabolic process
Molecular function (GO): glutathione transferase activity
Source: RefSeq, a predicted model, not a curated record